Botrytis fragariae is the source of this 1224-nucleotide messenger RNA. RefSeq lists its product as uncharacterized. The record is from RefSeq and is a predicted model, not a curated record. The transcript has a single exon. Bases 1 to 1224 code for a protein of 407 amino acids. Lineage: Eukaryota; Fungi; Ascomycota; Leotiomycetes; Helotiales; Sclerotiniaceae.
AUGAACAGACCAAGCUAUACCUGCAGGCUCUCUCGGCUCGAAUGGCUCAAUACAAGAGGCUGGCAAACUUUCAAAGACUUCAUGGUUACACAUAAAUAUGAUCCAACAAGUGCGGCAGAUUACAUGAAAGCCGAAGAAGUCUUGUGCAAUUAUAGAAGCAGCGACCCGUUCGCAAAUAAGGAGCUGCAAGACUGGGGACCCGAUGAGGACGAGGAUGAGUUGGAGGAAUUGGAGGACAAAGACAUGGAUGAGAAACUGGACGCGGAAUUCGAGAAGCUUCUUUGCGAUGCGUUAGCAAGUGAGGAGUAUAUGGAUGAAGAGGAUAUGGAUGGGGGUAUGAAGGAGAAAAAUUGUGAUGAAGACGGUGUCGAAGAGAACGAACGGGAUAAUAAUCAAGAGAGAGGCGAAAUUCUCGAUCUAAUGACCGACGACAGCGACUGGGAGGACUACGAUGAAGAUGAAGACCCAGACGAAUCGAGGGAUAGCAAUCUAAAACGCUAUAUCGAAGUUCGCGAGCAAGAAAAACUCGAAAAUCUUUACAGAGUCCGGAACGAAGACGAAGGGAUCUAUGAGUGGCUCUUGAAGCGCGGAUGGUCUUGCCUUGAAGAAUAUAUGGACUACCAUACUUUGGAUUUCGCGAACGACGACGAUGUGGAAAAGGUCGGGGAUAUUAUCAAGAAGUCAAUCAGGCUUGAAGCGGAACAGAAUAGUGCUGAGGCUGAGGGGGAUUUUGAAGAGGUAGCUGCGGAAGAUGAUGCAGAAUACGAAAACGAGCAAAGAGCCACACGAGAAUCACUCAUCAGUGAAGGACUUGGAGAGGAGGCUGAAUUUCCACGAAAUACCAACUCGGCCGAGGUUGAUGAAAAACAAGCCACAGCGAACCAUUCCGUGUCGAAAAUUGCAGAUGGUAUCAGAAACAAUCGGGAAAUAGACCGCUGGUGUAUGGAGCAAGGAUUUAUAAAUCUAUUCAACUUUGUCAAUGGCCAUGGGGGAGAUUAUUAUGACGACGAGCUCGUUUCUAUGAUAGGUCACCAAUUGGAAGAGAUCAUCGAGGAGGGGAACCAGAAUGGACGGGAAGUUAUGGAGGAGAUUUUCGAGGGAUUGACGAUGUGCGAUAACCAAGAUCAAGGCCUCAAAGAAAAUUUCCAGGACUGGCCGGUGGCAGAUAACGAGGAAAUGAAUGGACCUGAUGAUGAUGAUGAGAUGACUUAUGGAUGGUUGUGA